AUGUCCGUUAACUCCCCACAUCAACAGCACCAUGGAACCGUUCCCACGCCGUCUCCAGCCAUGGAUGGCCGCACACCCUCAGAACACGCCCCGGUAACCCACGACGACUCGGCCGCCUCCGCCGCUGCCGCCGCCGCCGCCGCCGCCGCAGGAGCAGCGCCGCAACACCAACCGUCUUACCUGCACGACGACAACAACGCCGCCGGCGACGCCGAAGCGCUCUCCUACCCACCCCUCGACGACCCCUCCUCGCAGCCGCUGCUCCCGCCCGCCAACUUCUCGCCCUUCUUCGCCCUCGUCGCCGACGCCACCACCGGCGAGCACCACCACCCGGCCGUGCACUACGUCUUCUCCGACGACGACCCGGACCUGCACACCGCCGUCUUCAUGCGCGCCCUCGGCGACACCACCACCUCCGCCCCGCCCUCGCCGCCCACCACCCGCCACCACCCGCCCCACCACCUCGUCGACGACGACCACCAGGCUGGCCACGCCCACGGCGCACCCGGAGGACCGCCUCACUGUUAUCUGCCUCCGCCGACGCCGGGCACCAAGGAGCGCUACGUCGUCGUCGACCUGACCCCAGACGGCCACGCCGUGGCGGGCGCGACGAGCCUGAGCCGCUCGUGGCAGGUCGUCGGCACCGCCAUCGGGCCCGCGCCGUCGUUCGGCGAGGACGCGGACGACGACGGCGGCGGCGGUUUCAGUGGCGGCGGCGGGCUGAUGCUCAAGGUGGAGGGCACGGACAUGGGUGCUGCCGGUGCCGGGAAUAGGGGUGGUGGUGGUGGAGCGGUACAACCGGAGGUGGUGGUGGACGAAGCCGUCAUUGCUGCUGGACUGGCCGAGGCGAGGAGAGCUGCCGGCGACGAUUUGGUGGGCGGGCUGGAAGAGCUGCUGAAGCGGUUUCAUGGCGGGGUCGACGUGUUGGACAAGAUCGUUGGGCCGGACGUGGAGGUUUUGGUGCAGCAGCAGCGGGACCAGCAGCAGCACCAGCAGCAGCACCAGCAGCAGCAGCAGCACGAGGGUGGUGCUGCUGGUGAAGAAGGCGAGGUACCACCGCUUGUCGCUGGUGAGGUGGUGGACGAGGCUCCUGUUUGA
Molecule: messenger RNA, 1098 nt
Organism: Diplodia corticola
Lineage: Eukaryota; Fungi; Ascomycota; Dothideomycetes; Botryosphaeriales; Botryosphaeriaceae
Product: anaphase promoting complex subunit protein
Exons: 1
Coding region: 1-1098 (365 amino acids)
Source: RefSeq, a predicted model, not a curated record